Molecule: messenger RNA, 306 nt
Organism: Sitophilus oryzae (rice weevil)
Lineage: Eukaryota; Metazoa; Arthropoda; Insecta; Coleoptera; Curculionidae
Product: endocuticle structural glycoprotein SgAbd-2-like
Exons: 3
Coding region: 1-306 (101 amino acids)
Cellular component (GO): chitin-based extracellular matrix
Molecular function (GO): structural constituent of chitin-based larval cuticle
Source: RefSeq, a predicted model, not a curated record
AUGAAAGUCUUUAUGAUAACUUUAUUCUUCUCUGCACUUUCCUGCACAAUCUGCCAAUCUUUGGAUGAAACCAGGGCUGGAAUAACAAGACAGUUUUUCGAUAUCAAUCCAGACGGAUCAUAUGUGUACGCUUUUCAAACGGAAAAUCAAAUAUUCGCUGAGGAACAAGGAUAUUUGAAGGAAGGAAAAUAUCAAGUUAAAGAAGGCCAAUAUGUCAGCAAUCUUGAUGGACAAAUAAUCAGACUGGUGUAUACUGCUGAUGAGAAUGGAUUUCAUCCACAAGGAGCACAUCUUCCAGUAGGAUAG